This is a messenger RNA of Passer domesticus (house sparrow), 6820 nucleotides long. It is a transcript of the gene GRHL2, whose product is annotated as grainyhead like transcription factor 2. Gene Ontology annotation, cellular component: nucleus. The coding region runs from base 1270 to 2985 and encodes 571 amino acids. Gene Ontology annotation, biological process: neural tube development; brain development; regulation of transcription by RNA polymerase II. Gene Ontology annotation, molecular function: DNA-binding transcription activator activity, RNA polymerase II-specific; RNA polymerase II cis-regulatory region sequence-specific DNA binding. The record is from RefSeq and is a predicted model, not a curated record. Lineage: Eukaryota; Metazoa; Chordata; Aves; Passeriformes; Passeridae. The transcript is spliced from 17 exons.
CCAAACACGGGUGUGAGCUCGGCUACCUUUGGUGUUGCUCAGGUGCUCGCCCUGGUUGGGCUGCCCAGAGCCUUUGUGCCAGAGGAGGUGGAGAGGAGGAGCCUGAUGCUGGAGGGAGGCUUGGUGACAACCUGCCUGUCAAAGAGUGAAAGAAGGAGAUUGCCCGACAAAAGAAAACAGCAGGGUUGGGUCCCCCGACAGGGAAGAGACAGGAUAGGACGGUUCAGAGGGAGAAGAGUAAACAAAAAUACUAGGCCUGGCCUUUUGAAACAUCAGCUGACAGUGGGAUUGUACGAAGGUAGCCACUGACAUGAAAUUGAACCGAUUUGGGUAGGAGUUGAGAGUGGCAUUUAGGGGUUCAUUUGAGUCGGGAUGGGAACGAGUGCCUUAGGUGGCCAGAUUAGGGCGGUAAAUGAUUAAAGUGCAGGGAAGGGAAUAACGAGAGAGCCCCGAGGGGUGCGGGUGAGUGAAGGAGCGGCUGAAAGAGCAGUCGGUCACUUGAGAGGGGAACCAAAUUAGCUGUGGAAGAGCUGAUAAGCAGUGAUAGAGGGCAUCCCAAAGCAAUGGGCAGUUCCAGAAAGCGUGAAGGUGAAAGGGGCCUGUAAGUUACUUCCUGGCCAAGUCUAGUUGCCAGUAGUUCCAGCAGCCAGAAACUAGGCUGCGGCAGAUCAAGAGCGGUUAGCGGGAGUGGGAGGGGAAUAUGGAAAGGUGGGGGGGUCAGAAGAGCAACUUAGCACCACAGUCGGCUUUGAAUCAGAAAAAACAAUGGGGAGGAAACCUAAGUCACGUAAGGAACUAGGGCAAAAAGUGGUUUCCCGCUGGGUCUGGGAUUCUACUGAGAUACUGGACUAUCCUUCCUUCCGAACAGCAACAGUAUGGCAAACGUGUAAACUACUGAGACUGGAGAUUAAUGCCCUUCAUCCCCUGCUCUGUGUAGUGCUGCUGCUGUUACCACUGUGAGGAACUUAAGAGCAGUGCAGAGCACACAACCUCCAGUAACAGCACUUGCUCCAUUGCAGAUAUGCACCUCUGAAAGACUGCACUCUGGUCAUUGCUUUAAGAUCAUCUUGGCUGAGUUAGAGCAACAGAGAUUGACUCCUCCCCUCCAGCAUUUUUACAGACAAGCACAGCCCAAGUCAUAAAAGUAACAAGCGACUUGUGGCCUUAGUGCCCAAUGACACUUCAUUCAACACCAGACGAGCCUACACCAGUGAAGAUGAAGCCUGGAAGUCGUAUUUGGAGAAUCCCCUAACAGCAGCUACCAAGGCUAUGAUGAGCAUAAAUGGUGAUGAGGACAGUGCUGCUGCUCUUGGCCUAUUGUAUGACUAUUAUAAAGUUCCCAGAGAUAAAAGGCUGUUGUCUGUUAACAAAGUGAGUGAUAAUCAAGAAGACCAAGAUAAAAGAAAUUGUCUUAAUACCACGGAAGCUCAGAAUAACUUAAGUGGGGGAGAGAACCGUGUGCAAGUCCUGAAGACAGUGCCAGUUAACCUUUCCUUGAACCAGGAUCCUUUGGAGUCAUCCAAAAGGGAAUACAACACAAAUGUGUCUGGGAGCUCAACACCCAUCACAGGGUCUGCAGUGACUGUGGUUAAAGCAGAAGAAUUCACUCCUGUUUUUAUGACCCCACAAACACACUAUGCAAGAGGAGAAAAUGAGGAGCACCGAGGUGUUAUCUUUGAACAAUAUGAAGUGUCCAACAUUGCUCCCCACACAAAUUAUCUUAAAGAUGAUCAGCGUAGUACUCCUGACAGCACCUACAGCGACACCUUCAAAGAUGGAGGAACAGAAAAGUAUCGGAGUGUGUCAGUGGGGGCUGAAGAAUAUAUUUAUGAACAAACAAGCAGCACUUUUCAGUAUACGCUAGAAGCUACCAAGUCUCUGCGUCAAAAGCAAGGGGAAGGACCCAUGACCUACUUGAACAAGGGACAGUUCUACGCCAUCACCCUGAGUGAGACCGGUGACAACAAAUGCUUCCGGCAUCCCAUCAGCAAAGUCAGGAGUGUGGUCAUGGUUGUUUUCAGUGAGGAUAAGAACAGAGAUGAGCAGCUGAAAUAUUGGAAGUACUGGCAUUCCCGGCAGCACACAGCUAAACAGAGAGUCCUUGACAUUGCUGAUUACAAGGAGAGUUUUAAUACCAUUGGGAAUAUUGAAGAAAUUGCAUUCAAUGCUGUGUCCUUUACUUGGGAUGUCAAUGAGGAGGCAAAGAUUUUCAUCACAGUGAAUUGCUUGAGCACAGACUUCUCCUCACAAAAAGGAGUAAAAGGGCUUCCUUUGAUGAUUCAGAUCGAUACUUACAGCUACAACAACCGCAGCAAUAAACCUAUCCACCGAGCCUACUGCCAGAUCAAGGUUUUUUGUGACAAGGGAGCAGAAAGGAAAAUCCGAGAUGAAGAGAGAAAGCAGAACAGGAAGAAAGGCAAAGGCCAGGCAUCCCAAGCCUCAUGUAAUAAUGCAGCUGAAGGGAAGUUGAGUGCACUCCCUCUGCAGAAAAAGAGUGAUAUCACCUUCUUCAAAACAAUGGCUGACCUGGAUUCCCAGCCCGUUCUCUUCAUACCGGAUGUUCACUUUGGAAACCUACAAAGAACUGGACAGGUUUACUAUAAUACAGAUGACGAGAGAGAAGGUAGCAGUGUCCUGGUCAAAAGGAUGUUCCGGCCUGUGGAGGAAGAGUUUGGUCCUUCCCCUUUGAAACAAAUCAAAGAAGAAGGUCUGAAAAGAGUGCUUUUAUAUGUGAGGAAGGAGACAGAUGAGGUGUUUGAUGCCUUGAUGCUGAAAUCACCCACAGUGAAGGGGCUAAUGGAAGCUAUCUCUGAGAAAUAUGGGCUGCCAGUUGAAAAGAUUGCAAAACUUUAUAAGAAGAGUAAAAAGGGCAUCCUGGUAAACAUGGAUGACAACAUUAUUGAGCACUACUCCAAUGAGGACACAUUCAUCCUGAACAUGGAGAACAUGGUUGAAGGCUUCAAGAUCACACUGACAGAGAUCUAGCCUCAGGCAGAGCCAUUUUGUAAGGAACCACAGCAUUUCAUCCUUCUUGGAAAGCAGAUUUCCCGUAAAGUUGACAGAUGUUGAUCAGAGAAACUGUUACAAGACUGCAUUGAAAAUACUGUCCAUUCUGCACCUGUGCACCCACUGCAGACAGACUUGGGUUUGUCAAACACAAGGCCAUUCACAGUAACCUGGUCCCUUAUUUAUUGUUCCUCACUCUCUAGUGUACAAGCAGUUACCAGCCCCCAGAUUUGUAACCAGAUGACCCACUGCAAAUGUGAAAUGCAGCAUUUUAAUCCAUACUUCAGUGUGGAUAAGCUCAUUCUAAAACACAUUCAGUAACUAUGCUGGGCUAAUUUCAGAAAUCUGGUAUAAAUCACUUUACCAGUAGUUGUCUCUGUCAUUGCUAAAAAUCUGUUGCAGUGCUAAAGAUGGGCAAAGUGGCUGACAGUUCACUUGCUCAGACUGUUCCAUAUCUCUCUAUACUGUAUAGUCUUGCCAAAUACCUCUGGUAGUUCUCAGCACGUAGCAAUGAGGACUUGUAAGUAAGGCAUUCAGCUACAAAUGUCACAAAUGUAAGUAAAUGGUAAAGAAACCAUUUUAACCUUGUAUAUAAUGUUUAUAAUAUGCAAUAAUAUAUUUUAACUACUGUAUGUGGGCAUGUUUACUGCCACUAUGUUUUUGUAUGUAUUUGGUUUAGGGUUUAAUAGAAUCUUUCCUAGAGGAUUAAAUUGCUGCAAUCUGUCAAAGAGUGUGAACUGAGAAGCUGAUAACUGAAUCUGUACUCAUAUGCUCCAUCCUUGCUCAAUUGUAUAUACUGAAAUAUUAGAGCAGACUCUGCUACUGGGUCUUGGAUGCUCUGGCACAAUGGGGCCCACCUUAGGUGUCCAAGUCCAGCUGUAGAUACCCGAGUCUCCCAUCCAGCUGUAACAAAAUCCAAGAGACACCAUGUGUCUGCUGCCUGGUUUGCCAAGAGGUACAGAAGGGAAUUCUUCCUGGUCAUCUUCCUUUGAUGAAGCAGAGGCUCCUAAAAGAAGGAGUCUUUUCUCAAACAUGUGGUGGGAAGAUUCUUCCUGCAGCAGCCUGUGCAUCAAAGCAUUCCUCUAGACUGCAAGAAACAGGACUUCAAACUCUUCCUUUUAAGUGUAUUUUGCUCCUGUAUUUCCAUUGAAUGAUUCUGUUGUGAUUCCUAGGACACUUGGAAGUGUCCAAGCCUGGGCUUGUUGUAAAUAUUUUAUCAAAACUGGAACAAUUUUUCCACUGGAGAUUGAAUAUCCCACAACUGAGGAGUGGAGAUUGGUCUCUCUCUCAAGGGCUGCAUCUGAACCCAAGUUGAACUACAUGGUUAUUCCAUCAAAUUCCACACCUGCCUUCAAAUUCUGUGAAGAGAUAAAGUUGUGCAGGCUAAAAUCAUACCAGGAAAGGGGUUCAAGGCCUGAAUGUCAGCACUAACAUACCCAGAAUUCACAUAAUGCCUGUAAAGUGCAGUGUGUAUUCUGUCUUUCUCCUGCCCUUUUCUUUUGUCAUGCGCUCUUUUCCCUUCUGAUACAGAGUUCUGUUGUAAUUUCCUUAACUUUAAAUAAUAAUGCACUCCAGCAAAGAUGCUCUUGCUAUGCGGCUCAAGAGCAAACAAUCUGGGAAUACAAGAGAUUUAUGAUGGUUCAGUUUGUUUCUAUUUGGCUCAGACUGAGAUAAAAAGUCCAUGCUGACUUAUCCCAGAUAUUUUUUUCUUAAAGAAAAAAAAGAGGACAGUUGGUACAGGAGGCAUUAGGAACUGGGACCAGCAGAUAGGAGCAAUACCAUUAGUUCUUGUAUUUCUCUGUUUGUGUUUGGAAUCCUCAGAAUAUAAUCUGGGAUCUCAGGUCAAGAUGUUUGGGCAGAAGCUGCGUGUAAAGCAAAGGAGUAAAUGUAUGCAGGAGUUGAGCUCUAGUUCUGCCCCCAACAAACCUGAUGUCCAAGGGAAUACUUGGGGCUGGCCUGGGUUGGAAUGUGCUGCAUUAAGGAAGGCCAGUGAGAAUUUAUGGAUCACAGAGAAGGACAGGCAGUCCUGGCAGCACCAGCACUCAGGUUAAUGGGAUGGUUUUGUCUUACAUUUGGGUUGAGAUGAGCUGAGAUCUGUUGGGUGCUGCAGCAUCCUGUGAUGAGGAGCAGUGUAGGAUCAGUGAGAAGUGCAAUGCUCCAGGAAUAAUGGGGCUUAAGGAGCUUUCCAUUGUCAGUUUAGGAGCUUUCAGUCAGCCACUGUCCAGAAAUGGAAAGUUGCUUUCAAGACUAACUGAAAGCUAUUCUAAAUAUAUCUUAAGGUGUGCAAAUUCCUGAUAGUAGAAAGUUAAUACUCCUGCCUUUAGUUCCUUCUUCCAGUCUCAAUGAAGUUAUCAGGAAGGUGCCUAGAUUGGUGGUAAGAUUAUUUUAAAACAACAGCUAGAGCUAGGUAAGGAUGAUCACACUUUACUUCAUCUGCCAGGGUUUGAGGACCUUGUUUCUCUGCUCCAGAUGCAGAAGCAUCACAAGCACUAAGACUGAAUAUCCAUGCUGCACCCCUUCAGUUGUAGUUACAGCAUCAGCUGCUGGAGGAGCCCUGAGCCUUGGAUGCUGGUGUGGCAAGCUGUGAGCUCUUGGGGUUCACUGUGUUGGUCCAAAUCAGCCCAUCAGAGUGGUGGGAAAGGGGCAGGAGUGGUGUGAGUAAUGCAAACUUCUGAAGCAGUGGCUGCCUUGUGCCCUGCUUGACUCAGACAUCCUGAGGAGUACACAGAGCUUACAUGUAUAUUGUUUAAAAUAUGCAUGUUGCUCUUGUUUGAUAAAAAUUAUUGAUUAAUGCUGGAUCUUCCAAAUAUUGUGAGUUAAAUGGAAGUAAGUUUGGCUACUGUUCAGCAGGGGACAGGAAUAUCUGCCUUGCCUCCUUUUGUCUCUUUGUGACACUGCUGUGGUUGUUUAAAGGAACAAAAUUCUCAUUUCCUUCUCUUCUUCAAGACAGCAAUCUUGAAUUUUAACUAGUGCAGCCUGAAGGGUGGCUUGCUGCUCAGUGCAUUUUCCCUAUGAAGAGUUGUAGCAGUGCAGUGUCUGUAGAUGUUAUGUUUUGAAAGACUCUAGAUAGAGAUGUACAAAAGGAGAACAGACUUCUAAUUUUGGUUCCUGCUGCAGAUUUGGCACUUUGUCCGUCCAUUUGACAUUAUAUCAUGAAAUCCCAUUCAAAUUCUCAAAUUAUAGUUCUUUCUUACAGUCAGGUGCUGAUAUUCCCAAAAUAAAGUGCAUCCCUUGAGUGAAGCUUUGUGGAUGUAAGAUGAUCACUCCAUCAAGACAUUUUGGAGGAUUUCUAACACUGAGUGUAAACUACAAAGAAAAGAAUGGGGUUUUUUUAUGUGUGUCCUCUCUCACAAAGUUUUUGGUCAAUGGAAUUCAGAGAUCAAAUGUCUUUCUUAUAUAUUUUUUCUUUUGUUCUAUGAAUUGUUUAAAUGUAAAUUAAUUCAAACAAUUAGUGAAAUCUAAACUCUCUAGCUGUCAGAGAUGCUGUAUAUUGAUUGAAGUGGAACUGGAAAGGAGUAUCUUAUGACUUAUAAAAUGUAAAGCUUAUUAAAUGUUUAUAUGCUCUUCCAUUUCCUAUUAAUUGAGACAAGAUACAAACAAGAAUGUUUGUGCCAAAGAUUGUGACAAGCCGUCUUUCUGGCAAACAAGAAAACUUAAUGUAUAAAUAGUGUGCUUUUAUAUUAAGAAUAUAGCUCAUGUAACUUAAUAGUGUUGCAACUGGGAGAGGGGUUUGAUAAGCUGUAAAUACAGUUAUUUUAUUUUUUGUACAUUUUUAAGAAGGAAAAAAAUAAAUAUUCCUAUGUAUGAGAUAAUA